Molecule: messenger RNA, 1295 nt
Organism: Odocoileus virginianus texanus
Lineage: Eukaryota; Metazoa; Chordata; Mammalia; Artiodactyla; Cervidae
Source: RefSeq, a predicted model, not a curated record
UGUUACCAUGUUGCUAAGCUAUAUAGAGUAUCUUAACAACCAGGGAGCCACAUAGGGCUCCUUGGAGCAAGAGAGGGACAAACCGGAGGGAGACACUUACAUUCAUUUGGAAACCUUAGACAUUAGGCUGUCUCUGCCAAUUAAGGAUUCCCAGCUCAAGUACAAAGAUUUCAGGAAAUCAAUGACAACUCAAGAUAGACCCAUUACAAGGCUUGAAGGGUAUCACAAGCCUUGAGUUCCUGUCAGCCAGAUCACCUUCCUUUAAAAUUGACCUCAGGGUCUGAGCACCUCUGGAAGUGAGGUUAACAAGGUACACUCCAAGACCUUCUGUGGCAACAGCGGAGAGGAGGAAACCAACACUCCGCGAACAUGAGCCUCAAAUCCCCGAUGUCUGCUCCUCAGUCUGAGAGCAAAGGCAGCCAUAUUUCAGCUAGAAAUGGAAGCUGUUUUCUAGUCAGGCACACUCCUCAUCCCAGAAGGGUCUGCCACAUCAAAGGUUUGAAUAACAUUCCGAUCUGUAAUGUGAAUGAUGAUGAGAACUCAUUCAGAACACUGUGGGGUGUUGGCCAGUCCCACCACUCACAGAAAGAUGAGAUACCAUAUGCCAGAUGGAGCUACCCACCCAGUGCUGUGGCCACGGACAGCCCUGUCAGAGGAGUCUCGCCAACCCUUAACGGGGUCAAAGUUCCCCCACGGCCUCAUUCUGAGCCCUGUCGAAAAGUCAAGGAGUGCUUCAAAACUUCCAGUGAUAAUCCCUUAGUAAUUAAAAAGGAUGAAACGAAGGUAAAAAAUCCACCAUCGAUUCCAAAGGCAUGCUCUACUGCUAGUUCUUCUUCUUCAGAAGUGACGAGUACCAAGACUGCCAUCAAAGAGAACACCAUCUGCAUACCAAACUAUCUGGAUCAGGAAAUCAAAAUUUCUUCCUGGGACACAUUCCUAAAUCACAGCACAGAGAAGUGGAGGCCAAAAAGGGAGUAAGAGCUUCACUAGGUAGAGAAAAGAGAGUUUAGAGUUUGGGGAUGCUGAAGUGGCUGGAAUUUGCAAAUUAAGAUACUGAAGAAGUACUUAUGCAGAGAAUGAGCUUCAGAAAUCUGUACCAGAUUGCUUGAGUCUUUAGCUCAAUACAGACUGCACCUGCAUAGGAUGGGAGCUUGAGACCUGGCAGAAGAGAGCUAAUGGAAGGGAGCAUGCUGCUUAAAGUUACUGGAGUUGUGAUCUGCUAGAGUGGAGAGCGGAGAAGGCACUGGCGACCCACUCCAGUACUCUCGCCUGGAAAAUCCCAUGGAUGGAGGAGC